UAUCCUUGGUUGCCUGGUUUUGGAUUAAAGUCCAGCGACCGCGGAGAUAAGGGAACAAUUUAAUUGCCCACUCACUUCACCAUGGCAGCUCUUCUCUCCUCUUCAAAUCCUCUCGUUGGUGCCGCUACGCCUCCUCUCUACUCUCUUUCCUCGUCCUUUAAGGGCAAUGUGAGAUUUUUAAGAGCAACCCCAUCUCAAAUUUGUGCUCUUAAAUUUCACCCUGGCGGAAAACAACAACAAUGGCCACGACCAGCAACACCAUUCAUUGUGUUAAAUCAAGCAUCUUCUUCACCCGUAGAAGCUUCUUCGGGUUCCAUUGUGAGGUUUAGGCUUGAUAAUCUGGGGCCUCAACCAGGCUCGAGGAAGAAGGCGAAGAGAAAGGGUAGAGGUAUAUCAGCAGGACAAGGGGCCAGCUGUGGGUUCGGGAUGAGAGGCCAGAAAUCCCGGUCUGGCCCCGGAGUCAUGAAGGGCUUCGAGGGUGGUCAAAUGCCACUCUAUCGCCGCAUCCCUAAACUGAGAGGAAUUGCUGGAGGUAUGCAUGCGGGUUUACCUAAAUAUAUACCUGUUAACCUAAAACACAUAGAAGCAGCAGGCUUUCAAGAUGGAGAUGAAGUGUCACUGGAAACUUUAAAGCAAAAGGGUUUGAUCAAUCCAUCAGGAAGAGAAAGGAAACUUCCUUUAAAGAUUCUUGGCGAUGGGGAACUAAGUGUGAAACUGAACUUCAAAGCUCGUGCCUUUUCAACUUCAGCAAAGGAAAAGCUCGAGGUUGCAGGCUGUUCGCUCACUGUACUACCCGGCCGAAAGAAAUGGGUAAAGCCAUCGGUUGCGAAAAACCUUGCACGAGCUGAAGAAUACUUUGCCAAGAAAAAGGCUGGAGCUGCGUCAUCUGAACCUGCUUCUGCUUGACUUGUUUUAACCUCUUCACAGCAUGUAAGAUAGCAAAUGAAGAAACUAAAGGGUGUGGAAAGGAAGGAAAAAAACCCUUUUUCUCCCCUCUAUUUUAAUUUUGGUCAAUUCUCAUUUUGCUUCUUUUAAGUUCAAAGUUCCUGAAUAUUUUUCUUCUAAAUACAUGCAAAAUUAGAGAUACCAAUUCCCUCAUUGGCUGGUUAGCACGAGAAAGUGUAACAAGCAGAAAUAGAGCACAUGGAUCCUAUGGCUACUUCAACUUGCGUAUAUUUUAGGCCCAAAGGAAAAAGAUGCUACCCCUUUUAAGCCCACUAAGAAGAUGCAGCGAGUGGCAAUUCCAACCACACAUUAUAGACAGACACCAGGUAGUCGAAUGUAUCUUUUCAAUGACUGGAUUUGCAAAUGGCCACCACCGAGAAAAUGCCCAUGUAGAAUAUGGGGAUAGCCAAUAAACAGGGUUAUAUCAACAUCAUCAUUACUUUUUACUUGCUUCUCCUCGAUAUCGGUAGUAUGAUGAUAAGUAUAAAUUUGCUGCGCGACGCAAUACCUUUGCAGAGUUCGUGUUCUAUAAGGCGUCAUGCUCAAUUUGGUCAAGCGGUGGUGGGACAAGGAGGUUCCUUAUUUAUUUUGUUUUGGAUUUAUUCCUUUCUUUUUCCAUAGAGACCAAAAUGAUUAAGCAGAGAUUUUGUUGUUUGAAGUC
Carica papaya (papaya) is the source of this 1606-nucleotide messenger RNA. Lineage: Eukaryota; Viridiplantae; Streptophyta; Magnoliopsida; Brassicales; Caricaceae. The record is from RefSeq and is a predicted model, not a curated record.